AUGAUGCCCGCAGCUGCAGCAGCAGCAGCAGCUGCUGCUGCAGCAGCAGCAGGCGCAGCAGCAGGCGUAGCAGCAGCAACAGCAGCAGCAGUCAAGGCGGCCACGCAGCCACAGCCAGCAGCAGCAGCCACAUCAGCAGCAGCAGCAGCAGCAACAAAGGAGACAGAAAGUACCAACGCUGAAUGCUUAGAAGGGGGGCCCCCAUCCCCCCAAAGGGCCCCCUCAACCCGCCGAAGGUCUGCUGCUGUGGGGGCCCCCCGAGGGGGCCCCCUGAAGACUUCUAAGGCAGCAGAGGGUGCAGCAAAGUGCAGAAAAAAGCAGCAAAAAGAAAUAUAUCCACCAAGAGACACUUCUUGCGAGGCGUGCCUUAAGCUGCAGCAGCAGCUGCAGCAGCAGCAGCAGCAGCAGCAGCAAGCAACAGAUGAGAACAGUGCGCAGGGCAACGAAGGGCAAAGGGACGCAUGCGAAGCAGCAGCAACAGCAGCAUCAGCAGCAGCAGAAUCAGCGUCCGCUCCCGCAACAGCAGCAGCAGAAAAAGAAGACUUGCAGAGUCUGCAAGCUCUUGCUGCUGCUGCUGCUGCGCUGCGCUGCUGCGGCUACCACAUACACUUGAUGAAGCCCUCAGCUUUUGCUGCUGCACUAAAGGCCUGGUUUAGAAAACACAGAAGGAAACUACCCUGGAGAGGAGACCCUCCGCCAUACACUUGUUGGAAGGAGACACGCAAAGACACGAUGGAUGCCUCAGCUGCUGCUGCUGAUGCUGCUGAUUCUCCUGCUGCGGCUGCUGCUGCUUCACAGACUGGCAAGAGGAAGAGACAGCAGCAGCAGCAGCAGCAGCAACAGCAGCAACGCUCAAUAGUGUCUUUCUUUAAGCCCGUACCUUCUGGAAAACGACGCCAGCCCAGCAGCAGCAGCAGCAGCAGCAGCAGCAGCCGAAAGGAGGAGGUUGUGGUGGUGUCUGAGGACGAGCAGGAAGAUAUGGAAGCAGUAGAGACAGCAGAAGCAGCAGCAGCAGCAGCAGCAGCAGCAGGGGAUAUGAAAGCAACAGCCGCAACAGCUAAAGAAACAGAUGCAGCAGUUGCUGCAGCAACAACAACAGCAGCAGCCAAAAGGGAAGCAACAGCAGCAGCAGGAACAACUGCAGUAGCAGCAGCAGUAGGAGCAGAUGUAGCAGCAACAGCAGCAGCAGGAAAAGACGCAGCAGCAGCAGCAACAAUCAAGAUGGAAGUAACAGCAGCGGCAGCAGGGGCAGACGCAGCAGCAGCAACAGCAUCACCCAAGACGGAAGCAGCAGCAGCAGCAGCAGCAACAGCAGGAGCAGAUGCAGCAGCAGCAACAGCAUCACCCAAGACGGAAGGAACAGCAGCAGCAGCGGCAGCGGGAACAGACGUAGCAGCAGCGUCAGCCAAGACGGAAGCAGCAGCAGCAGGAACAGCAGCAGGAACAGAUGCGGCAGCAGCAGCAGCAGCAGGAACAGAUGCAGCAGCAGCAGCAGCACCAGCACCGCCGCGCAGCGCGUACGGGAUUUGGAUAAGCGAAGUGAUGCUGCAGCAGACACAAGUGGCAGCAGCAGUUUCUUACUGGCUGAAGUGGCAAGUUUUGUUUUUUAAUUUUUAG
Eimeria tenella is the source of this 1617-nucleotide messenger RNA. RefSeq names its product helix-hairpin-helix motif-containing protein, putative. The coding region runs from base 1 to 1617 and encodes 538 amino acids. Gene Ontology annotation, biological process: DNA repair. The transcript has 2 exons. Gene Ontology annotation, molecular function: catalytic activity. NCBI's taxonomy places the organism in Eukaryota, Apicomplexa, Conoidasida, Eucoccidiorida, Eimeriidae. The record is from RefSeq and is a predicted model, not a curated record.